UUUACUCCCCUGAAGAAGGCCAAAAGCAAGCGUCGAAACGUCGGAUGAUAUAGAAUUAUUCCGAUUUUAUUUCUAGCUGGCCAAAGCCAACCAUGUGGAAUCUGCAAUUUCGGCCGCAAGUGGUUGUUUAAGCAAUACAGGUUGCAUUCCCAUGAAAUAAUCUUGUGGGCCGCAGACCACAUGUUGGCACUCUCUGUUUUCGAGAGAGUCCCCAUAACCUGCGCUGGCUGACUGUUGCUAUUCGAGUGCGUUAAAGUGGAUCCAGUCUCCAAGCGUGACCCAUCGCGAACGGACAAACGACGAUUUGAGUGCGCCCAGUUGAGCUAGUGAGCAAACGGUACUCGGUGAUUAAGUUCUUCUAGUUGUGCCUUGGUCGAUCUUUGUUGUGUCUAGUUUGGAAGUUUUUUUUUUGUUUGGUUGUUAUCAAAAACCACCAACAAAAUUUAACAACCUCAGCACUUCGAGGCUACAACCAAAACAUAUCGAGGUUGACGUGCCAAAUAUGUGCCAGUAGUACUACUUACAUAGUUGUAGCAGUAGAAACACAGCGAGAGAGUUAUUAUUGCUUCUUUCUCUUUGAUUUACGGGUUCCUUCCUGAAAUCGAAAUCUUUUGAUUGAGUGGAGCUACGCAAGACGCUAUACGUACAGUUCAACACGGUUGUGGUCAACAAGUCACGCGUUGUCAGUCAUACGGAAGGUGACGGACGGCGUAGUCUGCAAAACAAACAGCAAAAGUGAAUUCAAGAAGCGAACUCAAUCGCUUUCCCUUGCUGGCGGGCCUAACCUUUUCUCCAUUUCACUCACGGUGCUGCGCGGUGUCCAUAGUGUACCCAAGUCUAGUGUGCUAAUAUAGAAAGAGGAAAAAAGAUUAGUGUGGAAAAUACCAAGUUUCAAUUGUUGGCACGCGUUGUUGCAUUUCGUUUCCAAGUGGUUGUGGUGUGGUGGUAAAUACGAAGACGCAAACCGAAGGGAACGCAUCGUCGAAAAGUUUGAUUUUCAUCCAAACGGCUGUAAACAAUGAUGGCCCCAGUUGGAGGAAAUACCGGCGACCCUAGGGAUGGUUCCAUAGCGGUCAUUUCUACCGGCGCUGUUGGUGUGGACGGAGCUCAUCAACCGGCAGCUGUUCCGGUCGAGGUGGACAAGCGCCGCAUCAAUCGAAUGUUUAGCUGGACUGCCGAUUCGCCCGUUGUCACAGGGAGUGAGACGAGUGUGGCGACGAUUGACGAUGGAGGGACGAUGUGGGCCAGGCAACAGCAUGCCGUUUCGGUGCGGCAUGCGUUCAAACAGUACGGCACCAAGAAGAAACCAAAUCAAGUUCUAUCAAACCUGAACAUGACAGUAGCCAAAGGAACAAUCUAUGGACUUUUAGGAGCAUCCGGUUGCGGCAAAACGACACUCUUAUCUUGUAUAGUCGGACGAAAGCGACUCAACUCAGGGGAAAUAUGGGUGCUAGGCGGCAAGCCAGGAACAAAAGGGUCUGGAGUGCCAGGCAAACGAGUAGGAUACAUGCCACAGGAGAUUGCUCUGUAUGGAGAAUUCUCCAUCCGGGAGACGAUGAUGUAUUUCGGAUGGAUCUUCGGCAUGCAGACGUCAGAAAUCAAGGAACGGUUACAGUUUCUACUCAACUUCCUGGAUCUGCCGUCCGAAUCGCGACUGGUGAAAAAUUUGAGUGGUGGCCAGCAGCGACGAGUUUCGUUUGCCGUAGCCCUGAUGCACGAUCCGGAGCUACUGAUUCUGGACGAGCCAACCGUCGGCGUCGAUCCAUUACUUAGGCAAAGUAUAUGGAAUCAUCUAGUGCACAUUACCAAGGCCGGUCAGAAGACGGUUAUUAUCACCACACAUUACAUCGAAGAAGCGCGACAAGCGCAUACGAUUGGUCUGAUGCGAUCCGGACGACUGCUAGCAGAAGAAUCACCCGCCUGCCUUCUAUCGAUGUACCGGUGCAGCAGCCUGGAGGAUGUGUUUCUAAAGUUGUCUCGCAAGCAAGGACAACAGAAUGCCGCCCCUGCUGAAUUAAACAUAAGCAAUAACAUAUCGCUGUCCGCGCUAGCGUUCGGCAAGGCCAAGGAUAACCCGGUCUACGUGAGUCAGGAGAGUGGCGUCGUAGGUUUGAAUUUCCAUCAAAGUAAAGAAGUACUCAUCACGGAUAGCAAUGGAUCGGCGUAUGGCAUCAACGGCAUCAACGGAUCGGCUCCGGGAGCAAUCAGUCAGGCCGUGGAAUGCGACGAUUGCGGAGAAUGUUCGGAUUGCUUUAAUAUCACAACCAAGGGUAAACUGCGAGCGCUUUUGGCUAAGAACUUCCUUCGGAUGUGGCGUAAUGUAGGUGUGAUGCUAUUUAUCUUCGCCCUUCCGGUGAUGCAGGUUAUCCUGUUCUGUUUGGCUAUUGGACGAGAUCCGGCAAAUCUACGGAUGGCUAUUGUUAACCAGGAAAUGAACACCACCAACGGUGAAUGUAUUUUCGAUGCCGGUUGCAGCUUCACGAACCUAUCUUGCCGCUACAUGAGCCAUCUCAAUUCGACAAUAGUGAAAAAUUACUACCCGGAUUUGGAUUCUGCUCUAGGGGCGGUAAGACAAGGUGAUGCGUGGGGCGCACUCUACUUCACGGAUAACUUCACUGAUGCGUUGGUAGCCAGAAUUGCGUUGGGUCGCGACGCUGACGAUGAGACGCUCGAUCAAUCAGAAAUCCGUGUAUGGCUGGACAUGUCUAACCAACAGAUUGGUAUCAUGUUGAAUCGGGAUCUACAAGUAGCUUAUCGGGAGUUCGCUCAGGAACUGUUGCGCGUCUGUGACAACAAUCCAAAACUGGGAGAUGUUCCAAUUCAGUUCAAAGAUCCCAUCUAUGGCACCAAUGACCCCUCAUUCACGGAUUUUGUAGCUCCUGGCGUGAUCUUGACGAUUGUAUUCUUCUUGGCCGUCGCUCUAACAUCAUCUGCGCUGAUCAUUGAGAGAACUGAAGGAUUGUUGGAUCGUUCUUGGGUAGCAGGUGUUACGCCAUUUGAAAUUUUGUUCUCCCAUGUUGUGACGCAAUUCGUUGUAAUGUGUGGCCAAACAGCUCUAGUAUUGAUUUUCAUGAUCGCGGUCUUUGGAGUUACAAACAACGGAGAUUUAGUUUGGAUCGUUAUGCUCACCAUUCUUCAGGGUCUGUGCGGUAUGUGCUUUGGAUUCGUGAUUUCCGCUAUCUGCGAGUUGGAGAGAAAUGCCAUUCAAUUGGCAUUGGGAUCUUUCUAUCCAACGUUGCUGCUGUCCGGAGUCAUUUGGCCAAUUGAAGGCAUGCCAUUGGUGCUGCGAUAUGUGUCACUAUGCCUGCCACUAACACUGGCAACGUCAUCGCUGCGAUCAAUCCUGACCCGUGGCUGGAGCAUAUUGGAUGAAGAUGUAUAUCUAGGAUUUGCAUCAACAAUUUCUUGGAUUGCGAUCUUCUUGGUGAUAACACUGCUCGUACUUAAGUUUAAGCGAGGCUAGGUACUAUUCGGUAGGGUUUAAUGUUUAGAGAUCAUUUAUUUAUAUGAGAGCGCAUGCAACCACGCAAACAAUCAUCAAACCCGUGUACGUUUUCCCAUAAUUUAAUGUAACGGUUUGCUUAUUUUUAGUGGUGGAAAUACGCAAAUCUAAUUCCUGCAAACUGUCCUGGGACGAACUUUGCUAAACAUCACUUUUGGAAUCUAGUCCAUUGAGAAUGUACAUCCCUGAUGCGGGCAAGUUUUAAUUAAAACUAGUCACCGGCAUGGCGUGUACGUCCCGACACCACUGACUACUUAUUGUUUUCCAAAAGUUAAUACUAUUUCGCUCUGUUCGAUUCCCAUAGUAAUUUGCAAUCAUCACGUUUAAGAAAAUGUCUCAAUCUCAAUAUAUGGUUGCGCUAUUUGCUAUCAUCUGCUCACUACUUGCUUUAGCAUUGCACUCUAGAACACAACCAUUUCCAAUAAUUAGUCCCUUAUUUAUCUUUCAAUUGAAUGUGUACAUGGCUUUAUUUGUAAUUUAGCACUCCUAUUCUGUUUUUGGGAAGUAUGCUUCUUCUAUUAUAACAAAUGUUUAUGAUAACAUGUAACUGAAUUUAAUUUGCUCAAUGUUUCGUUAGUUACUGUUGUUUAUUUUUGACUAAGUCCAGUAGAAAAAAUAAUCAAAACUCUUCUCAAUACCGACUUUUCAAACUAAUUCUCUGGAAAAUAAAAUAAAAAAUUGCAGAAAAUAACGAGGUAAUAGAUCUGUACAUAAACUAGCCAACCAGCAAUCAAUAGUUUUCAUGCGACGAUAAAAACCAACAAUUAUUGAACUGUGAUUAUACAUUUUUCUUUUUUUAUUCUAAGGAUUAUUUUUCUUAGAACUGUUUUACACUAACUUUUAAAGAAAAAUCGUAGGUGAGAACUUUUUAGAGGAAAAAAGGUACAUGAAGCCAAUUGCAAAAAAAAGGAAACCAUAGACUUAAUACCGUAACACUUAUGAAUAGACGUGGAUCCCACCAUUUCAGGGAUUUUCCAUAAACCGAAAACGCAUGCAUUCCAGCUCAUUGUAGCUAAUCGAAACGGCAGUGAGUUUGUUCACCACCUGAAAAAGAAAAAUCUUAAGCAUAUGCUAAUCUAGUUCUUUAUUGUUUGUGAAGGGUAAAGAAAAGCAAUACAACCAAGCCGGGGGCAGUUUACUGUCCUUUGGCUGUACUAUUUUAUAUCAUCCUUCCUCUCCUUGUUUGGAAUAGUGUCGCUUUUUCUUUUCUUGUAUAGUGGUAACAAUGGAGGAGAAGGCAAAUGACGUGUAUAUUGUGUGUAGAUAAUUCGGGAUUUUUUCCUUUACGUAAACAGUGAAUCUUUAGUAAUUGACAAAAUUAACCGAAACAAGCAUGGGAGCUGUAUAAGAAAAUUUGUAUGGAGGAGAAUGAAUAAAAUUAUCUUAAAUAAAAAAAACGUAGUUUUAGAAAAUUGGCAAUGAUGACAACACCCUACUAACACUGGUAACUGGUCAUUCAGUAGCUCAAUUAACUU
Messenger RNA from Aedes albopictus (Asian tiger mosquito), 4977 nucleotides. Its product is annotated as ABC transporter G family member 23. The record is from RefSeq and is a predicted model, not a curated record. Gene Ontology annotation, molecular function: ATP binding; ABC-type transporter activity; ATP hydrolysis activity. The transcript is spliced from 11 exons. NCBI's taxonomy places the organism in Eukaryota, Metazoa, Arthropoda, Insecta, Diptera, Culicidae. Gene Ontology annotation, cellular component: ATP-binding cassette (ABC) transporter complex; membrane. The coding region runs from base 1019 to 3463 and encodes 814 amino acids. Gene Ontology annotation, biological process: transmembrane transport.